Messenger RNA from Stylophora pistillata, 3669 nucleotides. RefSeq names its product grainyhead-like protein 1 homolog. Gene Ontology annotation, cellular component: nucleus. The record is from RefSeq and is a predicted model, not a curated record. Gene Ontology annotation, molecular function: RNA polymerase II cis-regulatory region sequence-specific DNA binding; DNA-binding transcription activator activity, RNA polymerase II-specific. Gene Ontology annotation, biological process: regulation of transcription by RNA polymerase II. Lineage: Eukaryota; Metazoa; Cnidaria; Anthozoa; Scleractinia; Pocilloporidae.
GAUAGUAGGUCACAUCAUCAGCGUGUUCUGACACAAAAAAAAAUUGAAAUCACAUGGAUUGGAAAGUUUCUAACGGCUGGCACUCCUUGUGCCAUGGCUGAUACAAUUAGGAGAAAAAGUGCUGGAUUGACUGUUAACAUGGCAGGAAAGGUAACUACGGAGGGUAAUUCGAUUGUUACUCCGCCUGGAAGUAGCUCGAAGACGGCAAUCGGGUCACCGACCAGCGAUGGCGCGAGAGAAGUGCGCGAAGACCGCGCUUGGAAAGCAUACGUUUCACAGAUUGAUUCCACCAUUCCAUCUUCAUUACUGGUGAAUGGAGAGGACUUGAGUAUGGCGUCCAAUCUUGGAUUUCUGUAUGAUUAUUACGAGGUGACGGAGGAAUCAAGUCAGGCUCCCCCUUCGCCACCUCAAGGUUCUGGAGGAGGAAAUGGUCAAGGGAACCCCUCUUCAGCAAACAACCAUUCACAAGGAGGAAACAGUGAUUCAGAUUCAGGGAGUCCUUCCCAGUCAGAGCAAGCCACUCUUAGCUUUUUACAAGCAGUGCAGCAGAUAAAAAGCCCAAAACAUAGUGCACAAGUCCAAGUUGACCAUGGAAAUCACCAUAUUACUCCAAAACAAGAAAAAAUGACUUCAAAUGUUAAGACACUCACCCUUGGGCAACAGAUUAAAGUGCAGCCAAGUACAUCAAGUUGUAGCCACACCCCUAUACCUGUGGGUCGCCCCUCUUCGUAUCCUCCCUCUGCUAAAACUUCCCAACAAGUAAGCGAUGUUUCCCCGCUCUCAUUGAGCACCACUCCACCUGAGGCAUUUAACUUCACUCCAUACAAUCAGGCACUGAAAUCUACCCCAACUGUUUUCUCUGCUCAAGAUAGGUAUUCCUUCAUCCUUGAGGCACCUACAUCCAUUAUACAAAGAAGAGGAGAUGACACUUUGACAUAUCUUAACAAAGGUCAAUUUUAUGCUAUUAGUUUUGAGGGUAAUGUGGAUCCCCCAUCAACUGAGGAGGAAAUUCAACGUGUCAGGUCCGUUGUUCAUUUGGUUUUCCGUGAUGAGAAGGAUCCAAGAACAGAAUGGGAACACUGGCAAUAUUGGCACAGCCAGCAACCUAACCCUCAACAACGAGCAUUUGACAUAGAUCGCAAGUCUUGUCAGAAUAUAGAAGAUAACAUAGAUGAGAUAUCAUACAAUGCAGCUAUGUUUACAUGGAGCCCUCACUUGAAUGCAAAAAUAGUAAUAAGGAUCAACUGCCUUAGCACUGAUUUCUCCUCUCAGAAGGGAGUUAAGGGAAUUCCACUGCAUCUCCAGAUUGAUACAUAUGAAGAUAUACCCAGUCCAGAUACAGAACCUGUACAUAGGUCAUUUUGUCAGAUUAAAGUGUUCCGCGACAAAGGUGCAGAACGAAAAAACAAAGAUGAAUCAAAAAGUGCUGAAAAGAGAAUUCAGAAAUGGGUGAAGCAGAAUACAUCAUCAUGUGCUGAUCCCAACAUGGUGUCUCCUACAUCUCUAUUCCAUCCUCCCAGUAAAUACACGCGGCUUCAGACAACCACACCACUAGGACCAAAGCCUAUUCUGUUUACUCCCGCUGUACACAGCACACAUAUACAAGGAGGAUUUGAGGAGUCAUCUUUGCAGACAUUAUCUCUGUUGGCAUCCAUAAAGGAUCGCGAAAAUAAACGGACUCUGCAAUCACACUUAGCCCUGGCAAAGGAUGAGCUUGCUGAAUUAGAAGUUGUUCCUAGAUUAAAAGUACAGAAAAUCCACAGACCCAAUAGACCAGCUGUUACAAUUUAUGUGAAGAAAGAUGAGGAGAAAGUUUACAAUGCUCUGAUGCUUGAUAGCUUGACCGUUGGAGACAUGGUUGAAGCGGUUGCUAGUAAAUAUGGCAUGCCUCCUGAGAUGAUAAAGAAUGUUUAUAAGAAAACCAAGAAGGGGAUUCUUGUUAACAUGGAUGAUCGUAUGAUUGAGCAGUUUGUGGAUGAAGAUGAUUUCAUUAUUAACCUGGAUUUUGAUAAUCAACUUGGGCAUUUUGAACUAACCUUACAGUACUGAACCAUUUUACACCACUAAGACACCUGUCCUGUCUUUUUUUUCUUCCAUUGAUUCCCACAGCAUGAUUAGUAUUUCUCCCCUUUGUUUGUCACACAUUUCCUUGGAGAUGAGUAGAGGGAGUUUGGGUUUACAAUCAAGAGGUAAAUUGUAUUUUCUCAUCACCUGUUUGACUGAUAUUUUAUGGGUACUGUAAGAAGAAGUUGUGUGUUUAAUCCUUUUGGAUGUAUAAGGGCUCAAAAACAAAAAGAAAACUGAGUUUCUUGCACCCAUGUGUUCUGAUGUAUUUUGAGACACUAAGAAUUAGAAGUGUCAGUGCUGUUAAAGUUAACAUGAACUUUUAAGUGAGGUUAUUUUCCUCGGCAUUGUACACAGUCUUGUCUUAUCAGUUACCAUGUGGAUGGUUGCAUGACGUGAUGUAGGUUGCUCAAAGCUUCCACAGGAUCUGGUUGAUAAAAUUCUCCCUUCUAGCUGUUAGAAAUUUCUUAGUAAAUUAGGAAAGGGAGUUUGGUGUUACAGUAGCUCAAGAUAACAACCUCUACCCAAUAUGUUUUUGUAUUCACUUCACCUGUUUGCUGGAUAAUAAUAUGGACAAUAUAGGGAGAAGUGAUGUGUUUAUCACUUCAGGGAGUCAAGGGGCUAAAAAUCAGUUACAGCAAAGUUCUCUGAAUGACUGUCAGCUACCCUAAAGUACAUGUUAAUCACAAAAUCUUCAUCUUUGCGGGACUAUUAGUGUAGUUUGAGAAACACUGGUAAUUCUUAUGGGUAUAUAGGUCCAUGCCUACAACCAUGCCUGUGACUUUUUCUCCCAGUGACCUUCGCAUGUUUAAAUGGUCAUUAAGGAUUUAGAGACACUCAAGUGGAAAGAAUACAGAUGUGUUAUGUUGUGCACUUUUAUUCUUAAUGGAAUUUUUAAGAUUUGUACUUUUCCACCACUUGGAAACUGUGGUUCAACUGUUUUGUGCUCUGUAGUGUUGUUUAUAAACUAUUAUUGAACAGGAAAAUUCUUGCAGUAAAAACUAGUCUGUUGGUGGAAAAACAACGUUCACUUUUCUAUGAAGAAUUUCUAAUAGGAGCAUUUUUACAAAGACCUUUUGCUUAAAGGAAUAUUGCACAACUGUGUCAGAGAAAGUUAUAUUGCAUGAUAAUGAAAAUAAGUUAAAGGGUUAGCAUGGGUUGUACCAUCUAGAGUUUCGAAUUAUGAUCAAUUAUUCACUGAAGUUGAGGUGGAUAGCUGUUUUAGUAUAUACCACACAGGAAACAAAAAUAUUAGUUUAUUUCUGUCAUUAUCUGAACCAGCAAAUCAGUGCAAGUGAAAAGCACUAUUUACCUGUGUGGUGUAUACUCGUUAAAGAUAUCCUUAACUUGUGAGGGAGACUGCAGACUGUUGUAAAGGCUGCCAACUGUUACUGAAACCUCAAGAAUUGUUUGUGGCUGAAUGUGAGGCCUGUAUGACGUAACUAAGACAAGUAAGGCUAUCAUUUAAGGCAUGUAAAAACAAAAACAUUCUUCUAAAAAACAUAAGUAUGCGUUAAACUUAUUCACUCUGUGUUUGAAAGUCUUGUACCAUAAUGUACAAAUACAAAGUAAAAAGUAAACCUUUUUUAUAAGGUAUUAUCCUUU